AGCAGAGCUGGUUUGGAUUCCCACCAUGGCCCUGGUUCCGCUCCUCCUUUUCCUUUGCAUUUACUUCUCGGGUGCUGGUGCCCAGUCCUUGCUGACUCAGCCGCCCUCGGUGUCGGCGUCUCCCGGAGGAACAGUUACCAUCACCUGUGCCAGGAGCAGCGGCAGCAUCAGUGACAGCUGGAACUCCUGGUACCAGCAGAAGCCUGGCAGGGCUCCGGUGAUGGUUAUAUAUGAGGAUACUAAAAGGCCCUCGGGGAUCCCCACCCGAUUCUCAGGGUCCAUUGAUGAAUCUGCCAACACGGCCACAUUAACCAUCAGUGGAGUGCAGCCGGACGACGAGGCUGAUUAUUACUGUUUAACGUAUGACAGCAGCAGCAAUGCCACAGUGCUACAGACACAAGGGGAACUGAGACAAAAACCUCCCUCAGGUUUACAGAGUCUGGACUCUCGCUUCCCAGCAGCCCCUGCUGCCAGGUGGGAGCAGUUCCUCAAAACUGAGCUGGUCUGGACUCCCAUCAUGGCCUGGGCCCCGCUACUCCUUGCACUGCUCACGUACUACCCAGGGGUCAGGUCUCAGUCUGUUGUGACUCAGGAGCCUGCAGUGUCUGUGUCCCCAGGAGGGACUGUCACUCUGUCCUGCAGCCUGAGCACUGGAGCCAUCACCACCAGCAACUAUCCUCACUGGUACCAGCAGAAACCUGGCUCUCCCCCUCGGGUGCUUAUAUACAGCACCAACAACAGGCCCUCGGGGAUCCCCACCCGGUUCUCGGGGUCCAUAUCUGGUCAGAAGGCCGUAUUAACCAUCACGGGGGUCCAAGCAGAGGAUGAGUCUGACUACUACUGUUCUGUGUAUAUUGGCAGUGAUGUAUAGGGCACAGUGAUAAACCCCGAUGAGGAACUGAGACAUAAACCUCCCUCCUGUUCUUUCUGCACCUCUGCCCUGCUGGCAACUCUCUGCUCAGGUUACAGCUGAUAAAACUCCAAAAGCUAAAUGUGUUGCAACAAAGAACAGCAGCCAUUCCUGCCCAGAGGGAAAUGGUGCUUCCUUGCCU
Messenger RNA from Alligator mississippiensis (American alligator), 1052 nucleotides. RefSeq lists its product as uncharacterized. The transcript is spliced from 4 exons. Bases 26 to 871 code for a protein of 281 amino acids. NCBI's taxonomy places the organism in Eukaryota, Metazoa, Chordata, Crocodylia, Alligatoridae. The record is from RefSeq and is a predicted model, not a curated record. Gene Ontology annotation, biological process: immune response; immunoglobulin production.